This is a messenger RNA of Dromiciops gliroides (monito del monte), 4932 nucleotides long. RefSeq names its product fascin actin-bundling protein 1 (gene FSCN1). NCBI's taxonomy places the organism in Eukaryota, Metazoa, Chordata, Mammalia, Microbiotheria, Microbiotheriidae. Gene Ontology annotation, biological process: cell migration; actin filament bundle assembly; establishment or maintenance of cell polarity. Gene Ontology annotation, cellular component: cytoplasm; filopodium; growth cone. Gene Ontology annotation, molecular function: actin filament binding; protein-macromolecule adaptor activity. The record is from RefSeq and is a predicted model, not a curated record.
CCCACGGCGAGCUGCAGCUGCAGCCUUCCUCCUUCGCACCCUCCCUCUUCUCCUCCCAAUCCCAUCCCCAUCCCCACCUCUGUCCCCAACCCCACCGCGGGGCCGGGAGGCUCCGUCGGGGGGCGGGGCCGGCUGCAAACCCCCUGACAUCAUCCUGUCUAUAUAGGCUGCAGCUGGGCGGUGAGAGGCAGGCUUUGUUGGAGCGGUGGGAGCGGGAGCACGUUACAGGCGAACAAAGACCCGGGGGUGAGCUGGUGGGGAAAGGCGAGGCGAGGCGAGGCAGUCGGGAGGGGAUAAGGAGACAGAGGAGAAGAAGCAGCAGCCAGGGGCCACUGGAAGAGCCAGCCCUCCCCUUUGCCAGCUCCGCGGCUUCGUCUUGCCGGCGCCCAGGUCCCCCACCCCUGCCCGCUCGCUCUCUCGCCCUCUCUUUCUCCCUAGCCCCGCAGCAUCGCCCCCAACCCUGAGCCAGCAUGACGGCCAACGGCACGUCGGAGUCGUGCAGGAUCCAGUUCGGGUUAAUCAACUGCGGCAACAAGUACCUGACGGCAGAGGCCUUUGGGUUUAGGUGAACCGCUUCGGCCACCAGUCUGAAGAAGAAGCAGAUCUGGACGCUGGAGCAGCCGGCCGACGAGGCGAGCGCGGGGGCCACGCCGUAGUGCCUCAAGAGCCACCUGGGCCGCUACCUGGCUGCCGACAAGGACGGCAACGUGAGCUGCGACAGCGAGACGCCGGGCGCUGACUGCCGCUUCUUGAUCGUGGCUCACGACGACGGCCGCUGGUCACUGCAGUCCGAGCCUCACCGGCGCUACUUCGGGGGCACCGAGGACCGGCUCUGCUUCGCGCAGACCAUCUCGCCCGCCGAGAAGUGGAGCGUUCACAUCGCCAUGCACCCGCAGGUGAACAUCUACAGCCUGACCCGCAAGCGCUACGCGCACCUGAGCGCCCGCCAGGACGAGAUCGCUGUGGACCGCGACGUGCCCUGGGGCGUGGACUCGCUCAUCACCCUGGUCUUCCAGGACCAGCGCUACAGCGUGCAGACGGCCGACAACCGUUUCCUGCGCAACGAUGGGCGCCUGGUGGAGAAGCCCGAGCCGGGCACGGGAUACACUGAGUUCAGGUCGGGCAAGGUGGCCUUCCGGGACUGCGAGGGCCGCUACCUGGCGCCGUCGGGCCCCAGCGGCACGCUCAAAGCGGGCAAGAGCACCAAGGUGGGCAAGGACGAGCUCUUCGUGCUGGAGCAGAGCUGUCCCCAGGUGGUGCUGCAGGCGGGCAACCAGAGGAACGUGUCCACCCGACAGGGAAUGGACCUCUCUGCCAAUCAGGAUGAGGAGAGUGACCAAGAAACUUUCCAACUGGAGAUCAAUAGAGAUACUAAGAAGUGUGCUUUCCGGACCCACACCGGCAAGUAUUGGACCCUGACAUCCAAUGGUGGGAUACAGUCUACUGCUUCAACCAAGAAUGCCAGCUGCUACUUUGACAUCGAAUGGUGUGACAAGCGGAUCACUCUCAAGGCUGCCAAUGGGAAAUACGUCACCGCAAAGAAAAACGGACAGCUAGCGGCCUCUGUGGAAGCUGCAGGAGAAACUGAACAUUUCCUGAUGAAACUGAUCAACCGGCCCAUCAUUGUCUUCCGUGGGGAGCAUGGCUUCAUUGGAUGCCGGAAGGUGACUGGGACCCUGGAUUCCAAUCGAUCCUCAUAUGAUGUGUUCCAGCUAGAAUUUAAUGAUGGUGCCUACAAUAUCAAAGACUCUACUGGGAAGUACUGGAUGGUAGGAAACGAGUCGUCCGUCACCAGCAGCAGCAAUACUCCCGUGGACUUCUUUUUCGAGUUCUGCGACUAUAACAAAGUAGCCAUCAAAACCAAUGGCCGGUAUCUGAAGGGUGACCAUGCUGGGGUCCUCAAGGCCUCCACAGAGGCCAUUGACCCUUCCACACUCUGGGAGUACUAAAUGCACUUUAGCGUUGGGUUUUCCCACCUCCCCUCCCAAAGUCCACCCUCCCCAACCCACUUCCCAGAUCCCACCCUGAUGAUAGUUUUCAUUUCUGCCCUUUUCCUUUCGUCUAUCUUGCUUCCCUCUGCUCCUUACCCUGCCCCACCUCUAUCUGUGGAAGGAUUUCAGGAUGGCUUGCUAUAUUCCUACCUUUUUUUUUUUUUAAUCUCUCUUGACUGCUCUGUUUUCAGGGGUUUGUUUCGUGUUAAUGGUGUGGGGGUGUGGGAAGAAGCCUUUUGCCUUUCAAACUGGAAAACCCAGAGAAAAUGGUGCAUCAUCUCAUGCCUUUGUCGUUUGCUUGCUUUGGAAAGUUCUCCUCGCCUGCCAUUUUGAGGGCGGGGCAGGAAGUGUCAUCAGCCCAAUUCCAUUCAAGCAAACACAAGGAGGAAUUUUCAGAAUCAUCUCCACCCUCUCUUCUGUGCCAUAGUAUGGUGCUGGCACCUUUUUUUCCCCCCUUAAUUCUGACCUCUGGUGACUCUGUGCUGCUGUUGAACCUUACUGCCUGUCUGCUUUGACCUUUGGCAAAUGGUGCUACGAGUAGGCCUUUAGGGCUAGUGGGACCAGCAUUAUCUUUAACCAUGGGUUAGGUUGGAAGAAGCACUGAAUUCUAGGAGCAGGCAUGAGGAAACCAACCUCCUAAGAGGAAGAGCAUGAGUGAACCUUCCUGGACUUGUGCUAGCUUCCUCAGCCCCUGGAGGAAUCACUGGGAUGCUGGCUUGACUACUAAACUUGAGAGGUCAAGACAGAGUGGGACCAGGGGCCACCUCCUGGCCUGGCCCGCUUAUUUGUAUACAGGUGGUACAACUAGAAGUUUGCUCAUAGCCUUUUAGGCCCAAGGAAACAUCCUGUGAGACCAUGGAGGAUGUGCAGUGGUAUUGCUAGCAUCUUCUCUGCCCUUGAUUACCACCUUCCUUCCCCCUCAUAAGGAAAAGAUAAAUAAACCAAGUGUUCUCGGAAUGACUUUCCUGCCAACUUUUACCAGAUGCUUCCCUGAAGCCGGGCUCCCCCAGUGACUAAGAGAGCAUCCAACAUUGAGCAUGUGGGACCCGAUUGGAUUUUUCUGGGCGCUCUGGGUCCUAUCCAGAGCCCUCUCUCUCCAUGGGAAGGUGACAUCUACCUCUGUGGUGGCACUAGACCUCCCCCCACCCCCCGGGUGCCUUCCAAUUUUUCAGCCAGGUAAUCAAUCUCCCCACUCCACCCCUCCAUACUCCCAACACUUUAGGAGAAGGAAAACUAUUGCCUUCAAGCAUGGCUGGGCAGGGAUAGGACACCCCAGCUUAGGGGUUGCUAAGCUUUAAACUUGGGGCUAGAAGCCUAGCCGUAGCCGUACAUUCACUUUUCUGCUGGCUGAUACCCAAAUCCUUGGAGCUGCUACAGAUGCUUUAGAAGUAGUGGGCUGGAUAGCCUUUGGUUGGAAAGAGCCAAGCUGACUCGUUUUGUGUUCUUUAGUUCACUUCUCUCAUUUUCCAGGAAUAAUGGUUGGAAUUGCAAAAAGAAGGUAAAAUGUCCACUUGUAGAUCUAAAAUCUUGCUUGGCAAACUUUGCACAGUGGUGGUGGUUUGGUCUUUUUUUUUUUUUUGUCUUUUUUUUGUGUGUGUUGCUUCCCCCCCACCCCCUUUCCCUUUAUAUCAUCUACUGGAAACUUCUAACCUUACUGCACAUAUUUUGUUUUAACUGCUAGAUGCCCGUUCCCAGUUGUGGCUAUUCCGCUGCCCUGUGGCUGGAAUGCUCUUUGGGAUUCACUCAGCCCUUAUUCUCCCAGGUCCCCCUCCGCCUUUCCCAGGGGUUCUCCCUUCUGCAACGAUGGCAUGAAAAUAUCAUAUGUUACUGGACGCAGAGAAAUGACCAAAACAGUAUUUUUUUUAUAUCUAUUUAUAUAAGCUCUCCGUGGCACUAUCAGAUGUUGUCUGUAAUUGGUCUGCAUUAGAAUAUAACAAUGUGAACGUCUAUAAGAGGUGAUGCUGAACCUUUGGGGUCUAUGCAGUCGCUGAGGAGGGGCUCAUCCUUUAUGGGGGGUGCUUCUCAAAAAGCAUUGCUUCUCCAUGUCUGCCAAUUCCCUGCCCGCUUGCUCUCUGUGCCUCCCUCUCCCCUCUUGGCUGCCUCCCUCCACCAGCUAGAUUGGAAUGUGAACUCCCCCUACAUCCCCUUUCCAAGCUAAAAGUAGUUGGAACCCCCAUCCUGCUUACCACUGGGGGACUUCUUUCUUUUGAUGCCCCCCACCUUUUCUGAUGGGCUUGACUGACUCCAGUGGGACCCCCUCCUCACCUGUUUCAUCUUCAGACCUUGCCCAGCUCUCAAGAAUGGGGGGAUUGCUUUCCUGACCCUUUCUGCUUGAGGGUCAGGAGGAGAUGUGCUAAGAGAGAACUGCUACCUAUGAUUGGGAGGAAGAAGAAGAGCACUCCCUUAGAAGCCUUAUACCCGUGUUGCUGUUCCGGAGGUCGCCUCCUCCCCUCUGAGUCGGUGCUAAAUGUCUGUAACUGGAAUCUGAAAUUCUUGUGGAGAGGACUGAGUAGAACCAACUCUUCCUGGUUCUUCCUUCACCGUCGUGUGUCGUCAGCACCUUGGAUCUCCAGGGGCUUUAAGAUAGACAGAACUUGUGGGAGACCAAAGCCGUGUCUGAAAGAGAGAACUUAGGCAACCUGAAAUCACCGUGUGCUUUCUGACCUUCCCUUGCCUUCAGCUUUGUGCACCCCACCCUGGCCCCCAUCCAUUCCCAAACAGCCAUCUAUCCCCUGGUUGCCUCCUUGCUGGCUUCUCCCUGUGAAAGUAGGUUGAGAAUCCUUUUUUUUUUCUAUCUCUUGUAUCAGGUGUCGUGGCUCCAAAAGCAGCCCAUUCGGGUGGUAAAUGUUCAGUUUUUAAUUUUCUUUCCAAGUGCCAUUUGUAUAACUUAAAUCUCAAAUAGCUUCAACUGGAAAAUAAAAAAAAAAAUUUAAAAGAACAA